AUGCUCCGUGCGGCGGCGAGGCGGCACCGCGACCCGGUGGGGUGAGGAGGAGCGGCCCGGUCCCGCCUGCUUCCUCCCGCUCCCUGCUUGGCGGCGGGGCCUGCGCCGGGCACGGCAGCACGGGGACAUGGCGCAGCGGCGGACGGCGGCGGACAGCGCCCAGCACCAGCGGCUCCUGGAAGGAAAAGCUCAGGCUGAAGGUGGAUCGGCUCGAACGUCUCUUCUUAUUUUGGUGUCUGUCUUCACAGUAGCUGCUUUCUUUAUGUUUCUGGUGUACAAAAAUUUCCCACAGCUCAGCGAAGAAGAAGGAAAAUGUAUAAAGAUUCCACGAGAUAUGGAUGAUGCAAAGGCCUUGGGAAAAGUCCUGUCCAAAUACAAGGACACCUUUUAUGUUCAAGUAUUGGUGGCUUAUUUUGCCACAUACGUUUUCUUGCAAACAUUUGCUAUCCCUGGGUCUAUAUUCCUCAGUAUCCUGUCAGGGUUUCUUUAUCCCUUUCCACUGGCCUUAUUUCUGGUUUGUCUGUGCUCGGGCCUUGGAGCUUCGUUCUGCUACAUGCUUUCAUACUUAGUGGGACGGCCUGUUGUGUACAAAUACUUAACGGAAAAAGCAGUAAAGUGGUCAGAACAGGUUGAGCGUCACAGAGAACACCUCAUUAACUACAUAAUAUUUUUGAGGAUAACACCGUUUCUCCCCAAUUGGUUUAUCAAUAUAACAUCUCCUGUAAUAAAUGUGCCAUUAAAAGUAUUUUUCAUUGGCACUUUUCUAGGUGUGGCACCACCGUCUUUUGUAGCCAUUAAGGCAGGAACAACACUAUACCAACUUACGACAGCAGGGGAAGCUGUUUCCUGGAACUCUCUCUUUGUUCUCAUGAUUCUUGCCGUCCUCUCCAUCCUACCAGCUCUCUUCCAGAAGAAAUUGAAACAGAAGUUUGAAUAAUGAUCAAACUGGACCCGAAUUUCCCAUAUUUCAUCUCAGGAUCGGCACUUCUGAUAUUUGUAUAUUUGCUUUUCUAUUGGCUCAUAAGCGUUUUAAAGGGAAGUUCAUGAUGGUAGGAAUGUCUUUAAAUGAACACGUGGCCUGGGAGAACUGUGUUCAGAAAUGUACUGUGUUUUGCUUUGGGGAGUGAGGAUGGUAUGUGUGGCCCUCGGGAUGAGGGAAGUGAAACCACAUUUUGCUCUGAUGAUACGCAGAGCAGAAGUUGUAGAUGUGAGCUACAGAUUGCUUUGUAAAACCUGCAAGAAGAAAACAGCAAAUCCCUUAAUGAUUUGCUCGGAUUUUGUAACAUUCUCAACAUUUCUGUAGCCUUGAAUGUGAUCUGAUCUGAGCACACUUCUCAUCAACAAUAGUUUUUUUUCUUUCUGGAGUUCCAAAAUGAUAGAUAGCGUAAUAUAAUAACGGUGCUCACUCAAACUUAUUUUUUCUGAAUAGUCGUUUAGCUACAAUAAUACAUUCACCCUGAUCGUUUGCUUCCUUUAGUGCUGUAUGGAUUUAAAUACUUGAACCUACGUCUGCUUUACUAACUGGAUUAACAAAGGCAAAGUGUCAGAUCGUUCUGUCUCAUUCUAAUUUUUCCUUUGGGAGGGAAUGUAAGAGAGCAGGCUGGAAUUCUUACUGUGCCCAGCUGAUGUUGAAGUUCUAAACCAACUUUUUAAUGUUCACCUUGGCAGUAUUUCACUUGCAUACAUUUAUCCUGCAAAUUCAAGAAAAUGAUCGUAUUUAUAUAAAACGUUAAUUUCAAGUGAAUUAAGAGUGUGUAUGUUUAGUGUAUUACUAACAUUUCUCAAGCGUUAUACAAAGAAUAUGAGAUUUUCCAUUGUAGCUCAAUUGGCUGGGAGCAUCAGGUACAGCUGGUGCAGUUCUUGUAAAGUAGCUGGUUCCAAAUGUUCUUCAAAGCAUCAAGUAACGGAAUUUGGUGAACGUGCAUUAGAUUAGAAGGAUUAUUCCAUUCUUUGGCCAGCCAGUAACUGGCAAUGGACAACCAGCUACAGUUCAUCUUGAAAAAUAUGCACACAUAUAUCUAUUCACUAAGUAAAGUAUGUGAUACCUCGCCUUGUAUGGUUGUAACUGUUGUAUUGUCAGCGGAAUCCUGUCAAAUGAGGCCCUGAUCUGCAAGGAACUUGGGUACGUGUUUAAGUUUAUCCUACUGAAACCAGUGCUGCUCACCGGCUUUAAGUUUCUGCCCCUGAAGUACGUUGCUGAGACGUGAGUUGGCAUGUUGGCAUAUGCUCCAGUUCAACGGUUCACUUGUCUGUGUCCUCACGUUAACUCGUCGUACAAUGGAUCAUUUGAGUUGUAAGAGAAUAGUUCCGUAAAUGGGAUAAUGUGAAAGGUGCUGGUACCUUUAUAAAGAAUUUUGUUCUUUUUGUAACAUAAUGUUGAUUGACUCCAUUUUAUUGCAGUAUUACAUGUAAAUAUAUAGUAAAUACUGAUGAACUAUUUCUGUCUUUUAUUUAAAUCUGGGUUUUAUAUAGGUAAAAACUGAUUGAACUUCUGUUCACAAAUUCAUUGUGAGCAUAUAGCUUCAGGAGCUGUACUCUUAUUUAGAAUUUCCUCUAAAAGUAUACUGUGUUGUCAUUUAAAACUUAACAAUGUUUUGGUUUUUUUAAUUGCUGUGAUUCUAAUCUCAGAGCUCAUCUAUCUAGAGGAUUUGUUCCAUAAUAAAUAGUAGCUGUUGUAAACCAAUUGCCCACUGGAUACUGAGUGUGAAAUAGCUGUAGAUUUACAGCCUCUUCACCUGCAUAGGUAACUUUUCAUACAGCUGAACUCAGAGUAAAUUCCAUGUUGCCCAAUGGCUUUUCUGACAUUGCCUCAGUUUUUGUCAUUAACAGAUGCUGUUGGAGAAUUCCUUCAACACUAUAUGAAAUUGUUUUGAUGGAACCUUGACACUAAAGAAGGAAUGAACUUUGUUUUGUAUGAAUCAUGCUAUCGCUUGGCACUUUUAUUGAGUUAUGUUUCACUGUGUAGAUGGGAUCAGGCUGUGAUACUGAAAAACCUGUUUCACUUGUAGGCAAAGUUCCCAACACAGUGGCUAAAAGCCUUAAAACCUUGAAAAGGAUGAAAAUAAGGCUGUUUCCUUAGUGCUUUUUCCUUGCUUUCCUUGCUUUCCUUGCUUUCCUUCCUUCCUUUCCUUUUUAUUUUUAUUUUUUUAUUAUUAAAGCCUACUUCCAUGUUUAUCUUCAACAUCCAAUGGCCUCAGGCACUUCCCUAUCCUAUGAGGACUACUGAAGUAGCUGUGAAAAGGGCAAAGAAGUGCUGUAUUGUGGAGUGAGGUACCAUCCUGGACUCUGUGGACCCCAGCCAGUAGUCUGAGAGAUAGCCAUAGCACCUACCAGAUGUAAAUUGGCCAGUCAGGAAAGUAUAGUUGAGUUUGACUAUGAAAAUAUUAGAGAUGACCUGAUUUUGACCUGUUUAUCUUCUGGAAUUCUUUUGUAAAUGAUAUCUGCAUGACAUCCUUACUAAACGCCUCUUGCCAUUUGAUAAUAAAGCUAUGAUUUGAAAUUUGAAAUAUUGUAUUUUUUUUGAGUAUGAUGAAAUAUGCUGAACUUUCAACUAGUCUAAAUUUUUAAUCUAUUUAAAAAGGGUGAGAUCUUCUUUAAGUGGUAUUUUUCUAAUGACUUUGAACAUUAAACUGAGCUGAUGAUCAUG
Coturnix japonica (Japanese quail) is the source of this 3646-nucleotide messenger RNA. It is a transcript of the gene TMEM41B, whose product is annotated as transmembrane protein 41B. Gene Ontology annotation, biological process: autophagosome assembly. Gene Ontology annotation, cellular component: endoplasmic reticulum membrane. NCBI's taxonomy places the organism in Eukaryota, Metazoa, Chordata, Aves, Galliformes, Phasianidae. The record is from RefSeq and is a predicted model, not a curated record.